Schistosoma turkestanicum is the source of this 729-nucleotide messenger RNA. NCBI's taxonomy places the organism in Eukaryota, Metazoa, Platyhelminthes, Trematoda, Strigeidida, Schistosomatidae. The record is from the annotation of a GenBank genome assembly.
GUACAUAAUCCGUAUACAACCCAUCGGUGUGAUUACGGUUGUUACCUCAGUUACAAUGACAAUUCGCUGCCAUAGUGUUGCAUUUCAGAAAAAAGUACCACACAAUUUCUUAACGAUGAAUGUGGUCUCGGAAAAUGCUGCUCAAAAACGAACACGCAAUCAGUCAUCAAACAGUAAUAGUAGUGAAGAGAUUUUAGAAUGCGAAAAUGAAGGAAAACGUUUAAAAUUGGGAUCAGUUCACCAUUUGACAUUGGGUAAUCAGCUGACAUCAACUCCAUUGGAUAUCCUAUCACCGAUUGCAACAAAUUAUUUAUCUGGAAACAAUCAAGCUGCCAAUGAACCCAUUGGUUCUUGUAUAAACUUCAUUAACUGUGAUGAACUAGCUUCAUUGCUAACCUCAGAUUACUCAUGUAAACAGUGUGUACCGCUCAUACUUGAUAUUAGAAGUCUUGCUUCUCAAGCGAAUUUACGAAUUCAAACAGCUAUUGGUAUACCAUGUGAAUCUCGUGUAAAGUUACGUCGUGUAUUGCCGAUGCUGAAUAGCUAUUUACGCGCAAGAGAACAAUGUUUUAAUACACAUCAUUUACAAGACUACCAACCAAACUAUCGUUUAAUAAUCAUCUAUACUGAUUCUGGUAUCAGUGAAUUCCCUGUGUUAAAAGAUCUUCUUCAUUGCUUGGUUAAACACUUGAAUGACAUUCAUCAUUUAGAUGCAAGAGUUCUUAAAGG